Molecule: messenger RNA, 684 nt
Organism: Carassius carassius (crucian carp)
Lineage: Eukaryota; Metazoa; Chordata; Actinopteri; Cypriniformes; Cyprinidae
Product: histone H3-like
Exons: 1
Coding region: 150-560 (136 amino acids)
Cellular component (GO): nucleosome
Molecular function (GO): protein heterodimerization activity; structural constituent of chromatin; DNA binding
Source: RefSeq, a predicted model, not a curated record
AUCGCAGACGUCACACAUCAGCCAAUCACAAGACUCUGCCCCUUCGUGACGCCAUAAGCGCGUGUCUGUAUGAUGCUUUAAAAGCAGGCGCGGAACUUGAAGCACCAUUUUCUACGUUCGCAGAACAACUGAACAAGUGCACCGCAGCGAUGGCAAGAACCAAGCAGACGGCCCGUAAAUCCACCGGAGGCAAAGCCCCGAGGAAGCAGCUCGCCACCAAAGCCGCCCGUAAGAGCGCUCCAGCCACCGGCGGCGUCAAGAAGCCUCACCGCUACAGGCCCGGCACCGUGGCUCUGCGAGAGAUCCGUCGCUACCAGAAAUCCACCGAGCUGCUGAUCCGCAAGCUGCCCUUCCAGCGUCUGGUGCGAGAGAUCGCUCAGGACUUCAAGACGGACCUGCGUUUCCAGAGCUCCGCCGUCAUGGCCCUGCAGGAGUCCAGCGAGGCUUAUCUGGUCGGUCUGUUCGAGGACACCAACCUGUGCGCCAUCCACGCCAAGAGAGUCACCAUCAUGCCCAAAGACAUCCAGCUGGCCCGCCGCAUCCGUGGAGAGCGCGCUUAAACGCCUGACAUAACAAGUCUUGAAACCCACCCAAAGGCUCUUUUCAGAGCCACCAAAAUCGCACCGAACGAGAGAAUUUUCGCUUUAACACUGAGUAUAACGAGUAAGAUCGCAACACUGCCCA